ACUUUUCAGUGUGUCUAAUUUGUUUGUAAUAAAUGUGCGAGGUUGCACGACAGUAUUUUUUCCUCCGUCCCGUUUUUUUCCCUUCACUUUCCCCGGACUCCUAGACGACGCCGGUUACCAGCAACGAGCCAUAGACCGAAUUAGAAUACCAGCUCUCCCAACUACGGUUCGGAGAUAGGACUGGGAAAGGAAGAAAGUUUUCUCAAACUUACCAUGGCUGAAUACAAGGUGGCAGUAACAACGAGGGACAUGCAGGAUGCAGGGACGAUGGACCACAUAUAUGUCAUCCUGUUUGGAACAGAAGGACAGAGUGACCGCACCGAGCUGGACAACUUUGGCAUCGACUUUAAGCGGGGGGUGACCCAGACUUACACCCUGAAAACCAGCAUGUCCCUGGGGAAGCUCCUGCUGGUCAAGCUGGAGAAGGAUCCCUUUCUUUUUCUCACGGAAGAUGAGUGGUAUUGCUCCAAGGUCGUGGUGAUGACGCCAGAAGGAGAAGACUUUCUGUUCCCCUGCUACAGAUGGAUCUCCAGGGGAGAAAUGGUGGAGCUCAGAGGAGGAAGAGCCAUGAAGGUCUUCGAGGAAGAGCAUCCUCUGCUGAUCGAACACCGAAAAACAGAGCUACAACUUAAAAAGAGCUUGUACCAAUGGGCGAUCACAGAUGAAAGGCUACCACACAAAAGUCACUUCAAAGAUAUAUCUGAGCUCCCAGCGGAAAUCCGCUUCUCUGCGUCCAGAUCAGAUGAAAUACUCUUUACAAAAAGGAUGAUUGGUGUUGAGUUAGUGUUCAAGGGGCUGGCUGGAUCGACUCAGCAGUGGAAAAACAUUGAGGACAUGAAAAAAAUCUUUUGGCACAAAAAGACUGCAAUGUCCGAAUACGUGUCAGAGCACUGGAAAGAGGAUGACUUUUUCGGAUACCAGUUUCUGAGUGCAACUAACCCGAACGUGAUCAGGUGCUGCUUGAAGCUUCCCUCAAAUUUUCCAGUCACAGAGGAGAUGGUGAAACCUUUCCUCAGGGAAGGAAGCACUCUGAAGAAAGAAAUGGAGAAGGGCAAUAUAUUCCUGUGUGACCAGGACAUUAUGGAUGGACUACCAACAAGGGAGAAGGAUGGAAAUUCUAUGCACAUGGCUGCUGGUUUAUGCUUGUUCUACAUGAACCCUGAGAACAAACUGAUGCCCCUUGCAAUACAGCUGCAUCAACAACCAUCUAAGCAGAACCCCAUCUUUCUGCCCAGUGACCCGGAGACAGACUGGCUCCUGGCCAAGCUGUUUUUCAAAAGUGCAGAUGUAUUGGAAUAUGAGGUGGUCCAUCACUUCCUGAAGACUCACCAUCUCGCAGAAGUCUUUGGUGUCGCUGCUCUCCGCAGCUUCCCUGUGAUCCAUCCCCUCUACAAGCUGCUGAUCCCACACUUUCUGUACACUUUGCAUAUAAACACUGUGGGUAUACGAUCUCUUUUUGGACCUGGUGGGGCUUUUCGUGAGAGUUCACUUGGACCAGAGGGGUUGACGGAGCUCAUGGCACGGGCUUUGCCUAAAAUAACCUACAGCAGCCUCUGUCUGCCAGAGAACAUCACUGCACGAGGGCUGGGGUCAGUCCCCAACUUCUACUACAGGGACGAUGGUCUGAAGCUGUGGAACAUCAUAAACAGCUUUGUCAAGAGUACUGUGGAGUACUAUUACCCAUUAGACAGCGAUGUGUGCAAAGACACUGAGCUGCAGGAGUGGAUAGAUGAGAUAUUCACACACGGCUUUCACAGAAACAAACUCUCGGGAUUUCCAGGAUACUUCAGUUCUACUGAGGAAGUGGUCAAGUUCAUCACCAUGGUGAUCUUCACUGUGUCUGUUCAACAUGCUGCUGUAAAUAAUGGACAGUUUGACUACAACUCCUGGAUGCUGAAUGGGUCUAUGCAGCUGCGAGGACCUCCACCAACGACUAAGGGGCAGUCGAGCAUGAAGACGAUUCUCGAGGUCCUCCCAAACGUAGGAGACACAGUCAAGUUUGCGACAAUGGCUUUGCUGCUCUCAGAGAAGUUCACUGGCAUGGUUCCUUUGGGUGAAUACCCUGAAGAAAGAUUUGAUGAGCCUGUCCCGAAGCAGAUGAUCAAAAUAUUUCAGGCAGAGCUGUCCUACCUAGGUGAAGAAAUCACAGCUAGGAACGCUAAUCUCGAAUUACCCUACACAUAUCUGACCCCAUCAGGAAUUGAGAACAGUGUAGCUAUUUAAAAAAGACGGAUGAUUCCAGCACAGAUUUGAAUCUGUGUAUUUCUCAACACUCCCAUGCUGGGAACUGCAUUCACAGUACUGCAAUAGGUGAGCUGUAGCAUGCCUGGGCAACAAAAAGGCGUCUUCUAAAUGACAGUAGUAGUAGUAGUAAUAGUAGUAGAUCACUUUUCUAUAAAGUUUCCCUUUUGGCAGGAGUGUCCACUGCAUUACCCCCUGACAGAAGCCUCUGCAUCCAUCUGAGCUUGGGACCAGGGUUAUAAUAGUUUUGAAUUUUUCAUUUUAGUUUAGUUUUAUUUCGUUUUGACUUUUUCUCCUUCAAUUCAGUUAGUUUUAAUUAGUUCUUAG
Molecule: messenger RNA, 2568 nt
Organism: Cololabis saira (Pacific saury)
Lineage: Eukaryota; Metazoa; Chordata; Actinopteri; Beloniformes; Belonidae
Product: hydroperoxide isomerase ALOXE3-like
Exons: 15
Coding region: 214-2223 (669 amino acids)
Biological process (GO): lipid oxidation; linoleic acid metabolic process
Molecular function (GO): oxidoreductase activity, acting on single donors with incorporation of molecular oxygen, incorporation of two atoms of oxygen; iron ion binding; protein binding
Source: RefSeq, a predicted model, not a curated record